GCUGUAAGUGGAAAUCCGCCUAUAUUAUGUAAAUUUUUGCGAAGGAUCACCGAUCAUCCCUUUUGUCAAGUAAACAAGCUGUAAUGUCAUCAAGGCGGUAAUGUCCCACGAGACUUGGAAAUACAGGUUACGCCGCUGCAUGAGACGUUUGUGCAUGAUACGGAAAGUACUGAGUUGUUUUCAUGAUGGAUUCAAACGUUGAGUCAGAAUCAGUGAUUCCUGUUCUCGAAGUUCGUGUAUUGGACAUUAACAAGAAAACCAGUUUUCGUCUUCGACGUAUCACAGAAUUCCCUGUGAAUAAUACAAUUAGCGAGUUAAGAGAGGCGCUGAUAAAUAAUAUGCCGGAUGUUCCGCACGUGGACAAAUCGCAAUUCGGAUACAUACUUGAGAGAAACAAGAAAUUUACGAUCGCUACCGAUAGUGAACUACAGAAGGCAAAUGAAUAUUUCAUUGCUGGGUACCAGAUGUGGCUCGACCCAACACCACAGCAGCCGAGCAAAAAAUCUUCGCAGGCUAAAUCCAAUCCUCAAAGAGAAGUUGCAGGUUGCCAGGUGCCUCAAGCAAGCCACGAAGAAAAAAUAACGAGAGAAAUAAGCGAAAUCCAGAAAAUACAUGGCACCGAUUUGCCUCCUUACAAGUAUAGGUUAUGGGCAGAAAUGAUUUUCCAAUGUCAGUAUUGGAUCGCAGACAGUUACAGAUUGCAAGGUCCUAGUUUUAAAUGUGUGUAUGUUGCUCCGCAGUUGGUAGGCACAGCAAGUCGCGACAAAUUACCCGAUGCUCCAAUGUUUAGUGCAACACCAGCGAAAAGGCCAAGAAGAGAAAAUUGGUGUGAUAAGCUUACCACCGUUGGCGAGACGGUUGCCCAUGCAUUGUCCGCUGCAGUAGAGGGGAAAAGCAAAACUACCGUGAACAGAAAUAACGAAGAAGGAAACACCGACAAAAUGUCAAAAGUGGCAGUCCGUUCAGAAGUUAUAAAGCAAAUUAGGGAAUUUUUUGAUCUAAAACAGUUGGGUGCCAUCACAGAAGAUGAAUAUGAAGCCAAAAAGGCACUAUUGUUGCAAGACAUACAUGUGUAAGAAAUACUUAACCAAGCUACACUUGUUUGCCAAUGUUUAAUUAUCGUUAAUUUGAAUUUUGAAGUAUGUUUAAAUAUUGUUAAAUAAAACGUUUAUAUAAGUAAAAGCACAUGAUUUCUGUAAUGCAAAGAUUUAUUAUUUAUGUAAGAAAUACAAUAUUUUAAUGCAAAUAUUUUAUUAUUUAUAUAUUGUGAAAUUUUACGUAUUUGCGAGAAAU
Molecule: messenger RNA, 1293 nt
Organism: Dendronephthya gigantea
Lineage: Eukaryota; Metazoa; Cnidaria; Anthozoa; Malacalcyonacea; Nephtheidae
Exons: 4
Coding region: 183-1076 (297 amino acids)
Source: RefSeq, a predicted model, not a curated record